CCGAUUUAUGAUUUGUGAAUCUUUUUGUCGCCAUUACUACGUUCUGCAACGAUUUGCGGAUAAAAUAAAGUUUUAUUUAUUUUAAAGUCUUUAAUUACUUGCAAAAUGUCAAAAGCACAUCCCCCGGAGUUAAAAAAAUAUAUGGACAAACGAAUGUUGCUAAAAUUGAAUGGUGGCCGGUCUGUUGCUGGAAUUCUGCGUGGUUUCGAUCCUUUCAUGAAUGUAGUGCUCGACGAAACGGUAGAAGAGUGCAAGGAUAGUACGCGCAAUAACAUUGGCAUGGUGGUAAUUAGAGGUAACAGCAUUGUCAUGGUAGAAGCGCUGGAUCGGGUAUAGUACGAUGAUGAAAGCUUAGCCAUUCCCCAUUUUAAUUUAUAUUUAUAACAAAUAAAAGUGAAAUUAAAUAUCUGGAAAA
Bactrocera tryoni is the source of this 415-nucleotide messenger RNA. RefSeq names its product probable small nuclear ribonucleoprotein G (gene SNRPG). Bases 106 to 336 code for a protein of 76 amino acids. The transcript is spliced from 3 exons. Gene Ontology annotation, biological process: spliceosomal snRNP assembly; mRNA splicing, via spliceosome. Gene Ontology annotation, cellular component: precatalytic spliceosome; P granule; U1 snRNP. Lineage: Eukaryota; Metazoa; Arthropoda; Insecta; Diptera; Tephritidae. Gene Ontology annotation, molecular function: RNA binding. The record is from RefSeq and is a predicted model, not a curated record.